This is a messenger RNA of Hydatigera taeniaeformis, 843 nucleotides long. Lineage: Eukaryota; Metazoa; Platyhelminthes; Cestoda; Cyclophyllidea; Taeniidae. The record is from the annotation of a GenBank genome assembly.
AUGUACAUAAUCAGGGCUGCGAUCGCUUUCGCCAGUGUCUCAAACUAUCGAUGUUGUGAGAAUGCCUUGACAUUUCUUUACCAGUCCUUUUCAUCCGCAUCGAAAUUGGUUGAACCUACAGCUGUUGCCUACAGGGCUGCAAUGAAAAAUGGUGUACCUCUUGAAGAACUUCCCAUGCGAGUCAAUUUCCGAGGAAAGCCGUAUAAGCCCGUCUCUUUGGAAGAAAGCAUUCAGUAUCUUUCAAGUCCUGAGUACCAGGAGCUCUAUCGCGGGAAGCCUGUCUGGUUUUAUUUUAGACGUAACUACAAAGGUCAUUUUCCACCUAAAUAUCCGAGAAAGUCGUGCACUAAUGUAGGCCUUCUUAAGCAAUUCCUCCAUCCACUUUCGUCCGACAUUCUGGAGCCCAAAGUCACAGGUCUGUGUGAAGUCCAGCACAAAGCACUGCUCUUGGCAAUUGAAAUGGCUCGUGAUAUGGGAACAAUUCAAAUGCGGGUUCCCUUCCGUCUGUUCGACUACUCCGAGUACUACGGGGAUAUAAUGCAGCCAGAAGAACUGCGCCAACUUGCCAGCCACGUCGUGAAGGCCUCGGGAUCUGGCGGUCAGCUAGAACCCUUGAAUGAUAUUUAUCGCAAAGCGGCUUCUUCAUUAGCCAGCUUACCUCCAUCGAUCACACGACUCCUUCGUCAAUCAGCAGUCAUCCCUCAUAUCGAGGAGGUUGCUGCAGAACCACCCACCGUUGAAAUUGACCGCCCGAAGAUACCAAAUCGAUAUCAGAUGGAAGAGAGGUAUCGGAAACUGUUACUGAGUAGGAAACGGGCAAAAUCCAUCCUCCUCAAUCACUAG